Mercenaria mercenaria is the source of this 5047-nucleotide messenger RNA. RefSeq names its product arf-GAP with GTPase, ANK repeat and PH domain-containing protein 1-like. Gene Ontology annotation, molecular function: GTPase activity; GTPase activator activity; protein binding. The transcript has 25 exons. The record is from RefSeq and is a predicted model, not a curated record. Gene Ontology annotation, cellular component: nucleus. NCBI's taxonomy places the organism in Eukaryota, Metazoa, Mollusca, Bivalvia, Venerida, Veneridae. Bases 642 to 3596 code for a protein of 984 amino acids.
AACAAACAGAAAAAAUCAUAAAUGGAAUAAAUAAAGCAGUGAUGGAAUUUGAUUAAUGUUCAGGAAUUGUGCAGUUGCAGAACAUUUUAGCAGUAGACUGUCUGAAUGGAAGAGACAUUUAUUUUUUUCCGCAUCAUUCUCCGAGUUGAAAGGAUGAAGUAUGUAGUUAUUAUGGACGGUUUGAAUUUUAUCCAAAAACAUUGAGACUGGCUGAUUUUCUUUGUGGACCAAUUUGGAUAAUGUAGGGAUGGAACAUGGGAUCAUAUUAUAACCAUGGAUAAAAUACUGUCCAAAAACAUGGAUAGUGAUCUUGAUACCGGAUAAAAGUAGAUCCAGUAAUAUAUUUAUGUGGUAAUCGUUAUUGAAAUGAUUGAAAUAGAAAAUUAAUUAUUUCUUUUGCUUUGAAAUGGAAAACUGAUUAUUUUGCACUUUUUUGACAUUCCUCUGUAAAGAGGAAGCUAUAUGAAAUGGAUUAUUGAAAUAGUGAAGUGUGCACUUGAUCAUAAUUAUUAGGUAUUUACAUUUUCCGUAGAUAAAAAAAAAUAAUUGCAUUUAUUCACUGCAUGGAGUUCUCAGGGAGAAUGAAAAUUGCAUAUGAAAUGAUAGAUAAUGUGUGUUAGAAAUUCAGACAUUUUACAAUAAUGUUAAGUACAUUGAAGAGGUUAUCACUGCCAUACAGAAGGACCAAAAGUGACAACACUUUCUUUGGAAAAAGACGCUCACAUUCCUUUGUAAAUAGUCAAGAAUGGACUCUAAGUCGAUCAGUUCCAGAUUUGAAAUUGGGUAUAUUAGGGUCAGUACAGAGUGGGAAGUCAGCAUUGGUUCACAGAUACCUGACUGGUUCCUACAUGCAGGAGGAAUCACCUGAAGGUGGAAGGUUCAAGAAGGAAGUAAUUAUAGAUGGACAGAGUUAUCUUCUCUUGAUACGUGAUGAAGGAGGGGCCCCUGAAAUGCAAUUUACUCAGUGGGUGGAUGCUGUGAUAUUUGUGUUCAGUUUGGAGAAUGAGAUUAGCUUCCAGUCCGUCUAUCAGUACUACCUGAAGAUGACACACUUCAGAAAUACUGCAGAAAUCCCGCUAAUACUUGUUGGUACACAAGAUGCCAUAAGUGAGAGUAAUCCACGAGUUAUAGACGAUACACGUGCUCGUAAAUUAGCUAAUGAUCUGAAGCGAUGUUCCUAUUAUGAAACGUGUGCUACCUAUGGUCUCAAUGUAGAAAGAGUCUUUCAAGAUGCUUGUUCUAGAAUAGUUCAGUUUCGCUACCCCAGUAUGCCUUCAGCUCUACCAAAUGUGCCAAGUACCCCCAAUCACUCACAACGCCCUUAUUAUAUGACCCAGACCUCGAAACCCUAUGAUACCCACAGUACAAGCAGCCAGUCAACGUCCAGUAGCGGCACCCUCGUCACGAGGAACGAUCCAAAUGUCAUAGCACAGGUACCACCAACCCCAAAAGAUAUGGGAAAGGAGGAGAAAUCUCGAGAGAAAGACAAGUCCGAGAAGAAGAAAGAUAAACACAAACAUAAAGAUAAAGAACAACCACAGGAGGAAGAGGACGAGGUUGAUUAUCCACAUUCUACCCCGCUGUCGUCUCGUAAAAGUAAAAAACAGUCGACAGCUGUCCAGAAAUCUAACUCGUUCAGUCCGCAACAAGCGGAGAAAAAGCAAAGUCCAGCCACACAGAAACUUCUUAAACUGAAGCGAUGCGGCAAACAGUUUAUCUACAAGUCCGUUACUUCACGGAUAAAAUCGCCCAUGCAGUUCUGGAUAAGUCAGGCUUUACAACAGACCACGCAUGAAUACAAAGCCAUUUGCGAUAUAACACACGAAUCGGACAUUGGCAACACAGCCCAGGGCGCUACAACAAUACGGCAGUUUACACAAUCACAGACAACCCCAGUUCUAAGUCGGAAAAACUCAAAGUUUUUAAAAUCUUCUUUCUUAAGUGACUCUAAACCAGACUCUAAAGAACUUCCUACACCCACCAGUACGCCGACGCAGAGUCGUAAAAACAGACGCCGCUCAAAUCUGUUCAAUCCAUAUAGAUACCAGUCCCACCCUAUCCAGCUUAGUGUCUUCAAUCCAAAACCGAAAAAUAAAGACAAAGACAAAGAGAAGGACAAAGGUCAGACAGAGGAUGACAAGAAGCAAGAAGGAGAAAAAUUGGGCUGUGGUCGUGUCAUACCGAUCAAACAGGGCUAUCUGUACAAAAAGAGCCACGGUUUGAACAAAGACUGGAAGAAGAAAUACGUGACAUUGUUAGAUGAUGCUAGACUCACCUACCAUCCUAGUCUUCAUGAUUAUAUGGAGGAUGUACACGCCAAGGAGAUUCCUCUAGGUCAUGUGACAGUCAAGGUCCCGGGCAUGCGACCUCGAGGGUCAAGGUCAACAAGUACAAAUCAGGAUCCUACAAAUAAUGGAAAUAUCGCCAUGGAAAUGAAUAAUCUCUCAAUAGGAGGGAAGAACAAAGAGAAUGCAGUUGAGGAUAGAAUGACACUAGAUGAAGCAUUUGUAAUCUCUAACUCUGUAACACAAGGCAUGCCAAAUGGUGAUUUUAAUAAACUAGCUGUAAACAAUAAUGCAAAUUUAAGCUCAAAAAUAGAAACACCGAAUGUGAAGAAAAGACAUCGGAGAGCCAAAAGCGGCGGCCUCAAAGAUCCUAGUCAGGGAGAUGAUUCAGACGGGUAUGAGUUCCACAUAGUAUCAUUGUUCAAUAAACAGUGGCAAUUUGAGGCCAGUAGUCUAGAUGAGAGGGAUGAAUGGGUAGCUGCAAUAGAACAACAAAUCCUUGCCAGUCUCCAAGGCAACGAGAGUAGUGGUAAAAAACAGUCCACUACCGACCCUGCCGGAAUCCUCGCCAUUAGAAAUACUCGAGGCAAUAAUCAGUGUGCCGAUUGUGGGGCGCCAGCUCCAGAAUGGGCAAGUCUGAAUUUAGGAACUCUCAUAUGUAUAGAAUGCUCAGGUAUCCAUAGAAAUUUAGGAACACAUUUAUCACGGGUCCGAUCUCUCGGUCUUGACGAGUGGCCAUUGGACCUUAUACACGUCAUGACGUCAAUAGGAAAUACAGUAGCAAAUUCAGUUUGGGAAUUUAACCUGAAAGGUCGCACGAAACCAGCCCCGAAUGGAGCUAGGAAUGAUAAAGAACAAUGGAUUAGAGCAAAAUAUGAUAGUAAAGAAUUUUUACCACCACCACCCUAUGUAGAUAUACCUUUAAAUCAGCAAUUGAUAGAUGCAUUAGUGAGAGAGGAUAUACGGAACAUUGUACUGAUCCUAGGACAUGCCAAUGCCGAGGACAUCACUGCCCCAUAUAGUAAAGAUGAUGGUCGUACAGCAUUACAUAUUGCUGCGGCACUUGGUAACGUUGUGUUUGUCCAGUUGUUGUUAUGGCAAAAUGCCAAUGUUAAGGUUGUGGACCAUGAAGGAAGAAAUGCAUUAUGGUAUGCAAAAAGUUCGGGCUCACAGGAGUGUGUAGAUCUGUUAAUGAACAGUGGUUGUCCAGAGCAUCCCACGUUACCGCGGAGACGGGGAAGUUCUCAUCAGAGUGGGGGUAGUGGAGGAAAAACUGAUGUGUUUGAAAAGUUACCAGCAAGUGUUAUUUAGGAAUAAAAGCAGCCUGCCAGGUAGGCUCAUGUGCAUGCAAAAUGGCUUUUGGGAUUCAAGAAUUUAUUAGGAUAUGAAGAUUCCACUAACAGAAAUUAUGUGCUUAAAUUCUUGCCCAUGGAACAACAGAGCUAGGUGGUACAGGGGCUUAUAGCAAGGAUUUUUUAAAUGAAGAUGACUUUUCCUUAAUGCUCAUCAGUAGAACAGCAUGUGGAAUCUAGUGUUGUGAAACCUGGUGUUGACUUGCAGCAUAGCAAAUCCUCCACAUGUUUAUGUACUGUGUGGAUCCACCACAUGUUUGUGGACUAUAUGGGACUUCCACAUGUUCGUUGACUGUUGAUACUCCACAUGUUCAUUGACUGUGAGUUCUUCACAUGGUUGUGGACUGUUGGUCCUCCACAUGUUAAUGGACCUUAUGGGACUUCAACUUGUUUAUGGAUAGAGUGGAUUUUUCAUGUGUUUUUGGACAUUGUGGAUCCUCCAUGUGUAUAUGGACUAUGUGGAUUUAACUGUAUGAAUGUGUCUCAAUAACAUUUAUAGAGUGUACACUCAUUAUCCGUGUUAACACUCGUUAUCCGUGUUAAGUAUUUAGUGAUUUUAGUAAUUGUUAUAUAUGAAAUGUAUUUAUUUGAAUUUAAUGGAAUUGAAGUGCAAUAAAGGGCUAUAUAUAGCAUUUACCUGUACAUAGAUAUACGCAAAGGCAGUAGUAAGCCCUUUAGUGCUGUAACUGAACACAGAUAUUGAAAACUCAAUAGUUAUAGGUAAUAUAUUUACUUCUAAUUGUUAUAGGACCAUCCAUUUUAAUUUUUAUGGUACCCACAAACAGGUCGACAUGCUUAAGGCAACCAAGUAGUAUAGAUUCCUUAUUAGAUCUACUAUUAAUGUAAGUUAUAUAAUUUAUUAAUUGGGAAUAUAACAUUUAACUAGAAAUGAGGUCAUACCGAAGUAAUGUCUGUAAACUGAUGAUGUGGUGGUUUGAAAAAAUGAAAUUGAUUAUUAUAAAAAAGCAAGCCUAUUGUAAAUUAUUAGAGAGAAAAAAGUGUUCAAAGUAGUUUAAAUUAGAAAAAAAAAGUGCUUUGCGAGAUUGUGAUUUUAGCUUUAUUUAGAAAUUUGUGUUUAGGUAAGUUAUAGUACAGAGGGAUGCCUUGGCAUUCAUAGCCCGUGUACAUUUCAUAUUGACAGUAUCGUUUCUGAAACUUGAUCAGAAUUACACUCAAUUUUGAUUGUUUCUGUUUCAUUUAAGGUAUCUUGAACUAGCAGUUUUGCUUAAAUAAUUCCACUAGCCAGAGUUGAAAAUAACUGAUCAUAAAAAAUAGAACCAUGUGGUAUAUUUCCUACAAUAUAUUUGUGUAAAAGUUGUGAAUGUUGACCUUGGAAAUAAUAGAUCUGUUACAUUAUCCUUGAGUCUUGUUUUAUUAUUGUUUUUGCAUAAACUUAAAAGUUAAAAUUUU